This is a messenger RNA of Mustela erminea (ermine), 2196 nucleotides long. RefSeq names its product solute carrier family 66 member 3 (gene SLC66A3). The transcript is spliced from 8 exons. Lineage: Eukaryota; Metazoa; Chordata; Mammalia; Carnivora; Mustelidae. The record is from RefSeq and is a predicted model, not a curated record. Bases 729 to 1310 code for a protein of 193 amino acids.
CCCGCGGGGGCGGGUGCGGGAGGCCCGUGUGCAGGGCCCCCGGGGAUCGCCGCACAGUUGGCGGCGCGGGCGGUGGGCUUCGUGGAGGCCGGCCGGGCGCACCGACCGCCGUAGAUGGCGGCGGCUGUGACCAGGCCCCUCUCCUCCAAGCUCAGCUGGAAGUGAUCUGGGGCUCCCGCGGCUGGAUUCCUGGGUUUUAUCGCCGGCUCAGGCCGCACUUCCUCCAGGGCCGGGUCUGCGUGCGGACCCUGUGCUUUAAAGGCUUUAUGGUAUUCAGUCCUCAGGACGGCCAAGGGGGAAAGCACUGUUUUCUUCCCCAGCCAGCAGGAACCCGAGGCGGAGAAGGUGAAGCACCGGGCCCAAGUUCACGGGCAGCGGCAGGACCCUAGGGCUCAGCCGGUCCCUGGCUCUCUCCAUGCUGAUGCCUACCUUCUCCCGCUCUCCACGCACACUGGGUUUUGCUGCUUUCUGGGCUCAUCCGCCACGUCGUGGGUGGGGGGAAGGGUUGGCAGCACCUUGCCCGCUUCCCCCUUUCCUUCCCCAGCCUUCGCUGGUGGGGGCCGCCUGGGCCUGGGCGCUCGGGGCAGGACCUGCCCGAGGCCUACUAGGGGGAGGGGAGCCGCCAGAAUUCCAGCAGAAAGAACCCCGUAGGCACCAGCAUCAGCAGGACCCUUUAUCUCCUGGGAAGGAGAAGAGAUAGCCUCUUGGAGGACAGAAAAUGACAUGAAAUGUGGGUUGCUGCGAAGCCUGCUCAUGACCUUACAGGUCAUCCAUCCCCCACCCCAGGGCCUGCUCCGAGUUUGCUGUGCCUGCAGCUGGCUGGCUGCCCUUGUGCUCUGCAGAGUUUCCUGGUGUUUCUCCGGUACCAGUGUUACUACGAGUACCCGCUGCUCACCUACCUGGAGUACCCCAUUCUCAUCGUACAAGAUGUCCUCCUCCUGCUGUGUGUCUUCCAUUUCAAUGGGAACGUGAGAGGGGCAGUGCCCUACCUCGGGGCGUUUGUGGCCUCGUGGUUCGUCCUUCCCCUGCAGAAGUGGACCAUAGAUCUGGCCAUGAAUCUGAGUACCUUCAUCAGCGCGGCCAGCAAGUUUGCCCAGCUGCAGUACCUGUGGAAGACCGGGGACUCGGGAGCCGUGAGCGCCCUCACCUGGAGCCUCGCUUCCUACACCUGCGCCACAAGAAUAAUAACAACUUUAAUGACCACCAGUGACCUUACAAUUCUCGUGCGGUUUGUGAUCAUGCUUGCUUUGAACCUGUGGGUGACAGCCACGGUGCUCCGCUACAGGACGGCGGCCGUGAAGGCUGAAUGAUGGAUGCGUUCCUCCUACCAAAGGGAUUCCUGACAACUGACCCAAGGGGAGAAUCAGCACCCGGCUGCAUCAAGGUCUUCUGUAAGUUUAGUCAGUUGUUUCAAAAACUCCGGAGCCAGAGGUGUUUUAGACACUGGUUUAGAAAUGUUGAUUCCCUCCUUCUCCUUGGCAUCAGGAGGGGAGGGAGGCAGGGCUCCGAUACCUGCAGGCUGAGCAGUGCACGAUUCAGUUCUCUCCAAAGAGCUAACGACAUCUGGUUUUCAGCUUUCGGAAUCUUAGAAGGAAUAAAUCCUCUCCAUAGCACACAUGAUUAUGAAUGGAUUUUUUCUCGAAGUCAUACGUGGAAGUGUUGUACAUUUCUAAGGCUCACUUUCUGGGGCCGUUUGUCAUGUAGAUGGAACAGGCCGGCCUCACUGUAUCAGAAUACACGUGUAGCUCCUUGGGCUACGGUACGGGUAUCGAGGGAGGCUAACAGUGGCUGAAGUUCCUAGACCAAAGUCAGUCCUUUGAUUUUCAUUUGGUGCCUUUAAGUAAUUCCUUAAGGAGAGGUACUGUUAGCUGCAGUCUUUGCUUAGGAUGAGGCAGUCCCAGUGAACUUUCUGAUUCAAGCGUAACGCUUCCUUUUAGAAGCGUCUUUUAGAAGGGUCACGCCUUUAGAAAAAACACCACAUCUUGUCCACUAAUACCUACAGUAAAAGGGUAUUGCUGGGUUCUGGCAAGUAUUUACGGACUUCAUUCUGUCAUAUUCUAAACAUGAUGUCAAGAUUACUGGACAUUGCAUUUUACUGUAAAAGUUUAUAAACCUUAAGAUUUAAGGGGCGCCUGGGUGGCUCAGUGGGUUAAGCCGCUGCCUUUGGCUCAGGUCAUGAUCUUAGGGUCCUGGAUC